UAUCAAUCCAAGGGGGCGUCCCGAUCCUUUUCCACUCAUCACCGGACCUUCAAAUUUUCCCCCACUUUCUCCCCUUUUCCCUCCCUUUUCUCUCUCUCUUUCCAACCAUCACCGAUCAGGAUUUACUUCUCCCACCGACCAAAGAAAUUAAUUUAUUGUGAUCGAAGGUGUGUUUCCGAGUUUCAGACAUUUUUCAAAGGCUGUAUUUAUGGUCGUGGUUGCUGUGACAAAAACUCAAGUCUCUUUGCUGCUCAGUGGCUUUUCAAUCAGGAACCCAUUCCUUGUAAUGGAGUGCAGCUGUUGAAAAUCAGUGCAAUAUAUGUAUCACAAGUUUUUGCUUUUUACCAUUGAUAAUGGAAAUUGAAAGUCAAACAGAGAGUAUGGACCAAAGCAAUAUGCUUCCACCACCACCAGGGACUUUCCAAGAUCGUGAAGACCUUAUUAAACAUGUUCGUGAUUUUGGGGCAAACCAAGGAUAUGUUGUAACCAUUAAGAAAUCUAGGAAGGACAGAAGAGUUAUUCUUGGUUGUGACAGAGGGGGUGUUUAUCGUAACAGGCGUAAGAUUGAAGAAAGUAAGCGCAAAAGAAAAGCAUGUUCACGCCUUAUAAAUUGUCCUUUUGAAGCCAUUGGUAAAAAAGAAGAUGAUUUGUGGGUACUUACCAUAAAAAAUGGGGAACACAAUCAUGAACCUUUCAAGGACAUGUCUCAGCAUCCAUAUAGUCGUCGUUUUAGUGAGGAUGAGGUCAGACAAAUCAAACUAAUGACUGAUGCUGGUAUAAAACCACGCCAAGUGCUUAAGGCUCUCAAAAAAAAUAAUCCAGAGCUUCAGUCAACUCCGAGGCAUUUGUAUAAUCUCAAAGCCAAGAUCCGUCAAGGAAAUAUAUCAGAGAAAAGUUUCAAGUCAUGGAGACCCAAUAGAUCUGUUCCUGUAAAUACCACAAAUCCCUUGGAGUCAUCAUCAAAGCACAACAUUCAUCCGCUGAAGGUUCCUAAUCUUAUUGGAGGGAAGUAUGUGGAUUCACAAGCAUGUGCAAUAAUUGAUGUUAUAAAUCCUGCCACCCAAGAAGUUGUUUCCGAAGUUCCUUUAACUACUUAUGAAGAAUUUAAAGCUGCAGUCAGUGCAGCCAAACAAGCUUAUCCUUCAUGGAGAAAUACUCCUGUUACCACUCGUCAACGCAUCAUGUUCAAGCUCCAAGAGCUCAUCCGUAGGGAUAUUGAUAAGCUUGCCAUGAAUAUUACUAUAGAGCAGGGAAAGACAUUGAAGGGUGCUCAAGGUGAUGUCCUUCGAGGCUUAGAGGUUGUUGAACAUGCUUGUGGAAUGGCUACGUUGCAAAUGGGUGAGUUUGUUCCCAAUGCGUCUAAUGGAAUUGAUACAUACUGCCUUCGAGAACCGCUUGGCGUGUGUGCUGGGAUAUGUCCCUUUAAUUUCCCAGCAAUGAUUUCCUUGUGGAUGUUCCCGAUUGCAGUUACAUGUGGCAAUACAUUUAUUCUAAAGCCAUCUGAGAAAAAUCCAGGGGCUUCAAUGAUACUGGCAGCUUUAGCAAUGGAGGCUGGUUUGCCCCAUGGUGUCUUAAAUAUUGUUCAUGGCACCAAUGAUAUUGUCAAUUAUAUUUGUGAUGAUGACGAUAUAAAAGCUGUAUCAUUUGUUGGUUCAAACACGGCUGGCAUGAACAUUUAUGCUAGAGCAGCUGCUAGAGGGAAACGUGUUCAGUCCAACAUGGGAGCCAAAAAUCAUGCAAUCAUCAUGCCUGAUGCAAGCAUGGAAGCUACCUUGAAUGCCCUAGUUGCUGCUGGUUUUGGUGCUGCCGGACAGAGGUGCAUGGCACUUAGCACAGCGGUUUUUGUUGGAGGGUCAAUCCCAUGGGAAGAAGAACUUGUGGCAUGUGCCAAAGCACUCAAAGUUAAUGCAGGAACAGAGCCUGGUGCAGACCUUGGUCCAGUGAUUAGCAAAGAGGCAAAAGAUCGUAUAUGCAGAUUAGUUCAAAAUGAUGUUGGAAGUGGUGCCAGACUUGUCCUGGAUGGGAGAAAUAUUGUGGUUCCAGGAUACGAGUAUGGAAACUUUGUUGGGCCUACUAUCUUAUGUGAUGUUACUACCAACAUGGAGUGCUACAAGGUAUCUUAUCUUCAUGCUUCCAGUCUUGCUGUUAACAUUUUCAGAAUGAAUGGACGGGAAGAAAUCUUUGGACCGGUUCUCCUCUGUAUGAAGGCUGACAGCCUAGAGGAGGCAAUAACCAUUGUUAACAGAAACAAGUGCAGCAAUGGAGCUUCCAUUUUUACCACAUCGGGUGUUGCUGCGAGGAAGUUCCAGAAUGAAGUUGAGGCUGGGCUGGUUGGGAUUAAUGUUCCUGUUCCAGUUCCUUUGCCAUUUUCCUCAUUCACUGGAUCCAAGUUAUCUUUUGCGGGUGAUCUCAAUUUCUGUGGAAAGGCAGGUGUACAAUUUUACACCCAGAUCAAAACAGUGGCACAACAAUGGAAGGAUUUGCCAAGCCGAGGAGUCUUGCUAGCUAACCCUUCAUUAUCUGAAACAGAUAUAACAAGCCGGGGGGUAUCCUUAGGAUUGCCUCCAACGUCUGAGAGAGAUUUGUCCAGCCAAGGGGUAUCACCAGCCGUUCCUCCAACAUCUGAGAGAGAUUUACAUAUCAAUGGAGCAUCACUGCCUGUACCUCCAACAACUGAUUUGGACAUGCAAAGCCAGGGAGGAUCCCUGGCUUCACCUGCAACAUCUGAGAUGGAUGUACCGGACCAGGAAAUGUCACUAUCUAUGCCUUCGGAAACUGAAAGGGAUUUGCGGACUCAAGGAAUGUCACUGGGAACGCCUCAAGCAUCUGAGAGGAUGUAUCUGCCUCAAAAAUCUCAUUGGAAUGACACUCUGCUCCCCACAUCUCAAAGAACUGAAACUAUUCCACCAACUUCUGAGAGGAUUUAUGCACCUACAACGUCCCAUAGGAAUGACAACAUGGUUACAGUGACUCAGAGAACUGACAUGGCCAUGGUUCCAUCUUCAGAAGGGGUAUACAUGCCUACAACAUCUCACCGAAAUGACAAUAUGGUUCCAUCAUCUCAAAGGACUGAUGCUACUGUCCAUCCAACAGAGAGGGUAUACGUGCUGGCAACAUCUCACAGGAAUGAUAACAUGGUACAAACUUCUCAAAGGACUGACAUUACUAUGCAUGCAGCUUCUGAGAGGGUAUACAUGCCUGCUACAUCUCACAGGAAUGACAAUAUGGGUUCCACAUCUCAGAGGCCUGACAUUGCUGUGCACCCAACUGAGAAGAUAUACAUGUCUGCAACAUCUCAUCGGAAUGACAGCAUGGCUCCGACAUCUCAACGGACUGAUAUCAUGCCUCAAGCUUCUGAGAGGAUGUAUAUGCCUUCGGCAGUUCACAGGAAUGGUGGUAUGCCACCCACGUCUGAGAGGUUGUACAUCCCUGGAACAUCUCAGAGGAUGUAUACUCAAAACCCGAUGAUUUCAAUCGAUGAAUUUUCUGGCCAGGGAGCAUCACUGACGUUUCCUACAUCUCAGAGGAUAUAGGAAUAAGGUGCUGCGUUAUUUAUUUUUAUUUUAGGAACCUCACAGACGAAGAAAUCUCAUAAUGGCCAGGAAAAAAUGAUUUUUGUUCUCUCUUUCUCCCUCUUUUUUUUUUUUUUUUGUUGUUGUCGGUAGAUGACUACAAGGUUUCUCUUCCCCAUAUUCUAUCCUUCAACUGCCUUUACCUUACUUGGUUAUGAGAGAGGUCUACAUUCCGUGAAGCAUGGAGGAAAAGCGGCCUCCAUCUGUGAAGAGUGGUAUUCCUCUUUCAUUGAUUCGUCUCUGCCAAAUCAAGUCAGCAGCAAGCAUCUGUGGAGAAUGGUAUUUGCUCUUUUUGUUGCUUUGUUUCAUGCUGCGGCUUCCCCUUCUGCUUCAACUCCAGGUUCAGAAAUAGAAGUCUUAUGUAGCAAAGGUCUGAUAUUUUGGGUAGGGUUAGCAUUAUACAUGGUUUAAAAGUGUAGGUAGCUAGCGGGGAGCAGAGUCUGAAAUGAAUUAUAAAGAUGGGGGAGGCAUUUGAACAUGAGGAAAAUCAACAUAUAAUUACUAACCACUUUGUUCCUCCUUUAUUAAUGCACCUAUUUAUUGGUUUCUAAUCAA
Molecule: messenger RNA, 4127 nt
Organism: Vitis riparia (riverbank grape)
Lineage: Eukaryota; Viridiplantae; Streptophyta; Magnoliopsida; Vitales; Vitaceae
Exons: 22
Coding region: 354-3533 (1059 amino acids)
Biological process (GO): thymine catabolic process; L-valine catabolic process
Cellular component (GO): mitochondrion
Molecular function (GO): malonate-semialdehyde dehydrogenase (acetylating, [NAD(P)+]) activity; methylmalonate-semialdehyde dehydrogenase (acylating, NAD+) activity
Source: RefSeq, a predicted model, not a curated record